Messenger RNA from Equus caballus (horse), 3478 nucleotides. The record is from RefSeq and is a predicted model, not a curated record. NCBI's taxonomy places the organism in Eukaryota, Metazoa, Chordata, Mammalia, Perissodactyla, Equidae.
CUGUCGAGCCCCAGGCUGCAGAGGCAGGACCUGCGCACUUAACUGCUGCACCAGCAGGCCCAGCGGAUGCUGCCCAAUUUAAAUAGAUUUUUGCUCAAAUAAACUCUUAAAACUUUUAAUAUGCCUCACUUUAACAGUAUACACACACACACAUAUAUGGAACUAUUUCCAAUAUAAAAGUCUCUAAACCUAUCACAUAUACUUCUCUCUUGACUUCUUUCUUUACUUCCAACACACCCAGUUACCGAGGUUUAAAACAAAAAAUUGCUACCACUACACAUUCCUUUUUUACCCUACUCAGAUAUAGCUAACGCUGUCAGCAGAUCCUCUUCUAAAUGUAAAAUGUUGCAGGUAUCACAAAAGUAGGCAAAUGACCGAAUCACCAACCGAGCUGGAGCCUCCGGAAAACACAGACGGAAGACUAGGUAAUGCUGGCUAUAUGGAGGGGUGAGCGCGAGGGAGGAGUGGGGGGCGUUUGACUUUACUUCCAAUUGUCUUCAAGACCAUGAGUAUUGAUAGUUUUCAAUGAUUAUAAAAUACUGAUCAUGAAGAAUAAAAAUGCUACAAUCGAGUCAAAUUAGAUUCGUUUAGAAAAUAUAAAGCAAGUGGUGACUAUCAGUCGUCCGUCCUUCACCCCCUCUUGGGGUGCCUUCCAGUUCUGCGAGCCAGGGCUUACCCAGAAGGCACCGGGUUUCCGGCCUCUCCUCACAGGGCGGCUUGAAGGCGCCAUCUUUCCUCUCCGCCGCCCGCUGACUCCUGUCGCCAAAAGGCCGGUACCUCCUUUCCACCAAAAAAACUGGUACCUUCUGUCCAUCCCUGAGCCACCCAGCGUUGCCCUGCGCCCUGAGGCAGCUUCGCAAAGGACUCUAAAAGAGGUGAGGGGCUCAUCCCUUCCGCGCGGCCCAGCUCUAGUUAACAGCUCCUGCGCCAUUUUCGCCGCGGCGGCCGUGCCAAGCCGCUGGCCUGUCUCAACCGUUUCCAGAACCUCAAUCGGUGAGACACGAUGCAGGCGGGGAACUCGGGUGGAGAAAACAGAGGAGAUGGGAAGCAACCUUCCGGAAAAGAGAAAUUGCAGCUUAGUGUAUCUGAUUCGGCAUCCGAUGAUUUUAAAAAAACCUGGCUAGCGCUGAAAGAGCUCCACGACAAGGAGCUCCACCGCAUACAGACAAAAUUAACCAGUCUGAAGAAACAGCGAUUGGCAGACGGAAGGUGGACAGGCUCCACAGCCAAAAUUAAAGAGUUAACUGAGCAACAGAAAGUCCUCAGUGGCACCAUUCAGGAGUUGCGGGAACAAUUAAACGCAAAAACAUGUGACCGCUGUUCCAUGAAUGAAGCCUACAAGAAUAAACUACAGCAGGAAUUUUAUGAUGUCCAACAAAAAAAUCUUAACUUUAUUGCCCAGCUCACUGCAGAAAGGAAUAAAUUAAGAGAAGAAAAUAAAAGGCUUUGUGCAAGCCUAAAAUUGAAUCAGGAACAGUUUCACCCUACUUUUUCUGAUAGUGAUGACUUCUUUCCUUGUACUCAAGGGACUAUGUCAGUUUUUUCAGUGAGGGAUCCUGUGCAAGAACCUCAGGUGCAUCUGCCUAUCAGAGGACUAAAGCACUCACGUACCGAACAGAUGAAAUCUGGAGGGAAAAAAGAACAGCAACAAAGUUCAAAGUUUUCAGUUCCAUUUUAUAGUCAGGAGAUCUUUGAGGUGCCAGAGACUUCUUUUGAGAAGACUCCCUCUAACAGCAGUAAGUCUUCUCUAAUAAUCGAUGCCACCCAGAAGUCCCCUGCAAGUUUUCUUUUAAUGCCUAAACUUGCCUCUCAAAGGGGCUGUGAAUUUCAAGGUAUCGCACACCUUCCUGAAGACAAGCGUGGCCAGCCAAAAAUGAAACAGCUCGCCGUACAGAAGAUGUCCACACCACAGCGUGAAACUCAGCUUGACUUACCCUGGAGCCUUUCCAGUAUUUCUACAGGAGAAAACCCACCUGCUCAAAUAGUAUCUGAAACAUCACCGGAAAAUAUGCCUGAUUCUAAGAGAAGCUUAUUUCCUCCUGUUACACAGGGUAAGGAAAAGUUCCCUUUAAAUAUAUUUCAUUUGGACUAUACUUUAAGAUCUAGUGGGGAAAGAUCAAAAGCUAGUAUUGCUGGUGACAACACUGGGUGUUUGAUGAGAGGUGGCAAUAACCAGACGCCUUGCCCUGAACAGUCAACUUCGGGCAAGAAUACUAAUGAAUAUACAGGUGCAGAGUAUGGUGCUAGUAAGCCUCCAGAUGAUACCCAGAGAGUCAUUUCAAGAUCGACCAUAAAGAGAAAAGCCAGGGUGCAGUUACAAAGGAGGAGGAUGUAGCUUUCUCCCUCCCUCUCUCUUAAGGAAACUUUCUUUUACAAAGAGGACAGUCUUCCUGUCAAUUCAGACUGUAACUGAUAACCCCAGACUUUGAUUCCAUUUCUCAGGAUAUAAUAAGGCAAUGAGACCUAAAAAAAUUUUGGCGAAUGACUAAGACUUUGAAACACUAAAUUAUUGCCAGUUAAUAAAAUACAGCCGCAAAUAGAAAAGGAAACUCAUUCUUCAGAAUCCCUCUACUUCCAUCUAAAAGCAUAGAGGUCUACCAUCUUUUUGUUGAAAUUGUUACUACUGCUUAUGAACUAAUAACAGAAAGCCAAGAGAGGACCUGAAGGGCAUGGACUUGUAAGACUUCAACAUUUAAACAGAUAUAGAGUGACUAAAAUAAAAUACUGGACAAGACAAGGUAACUGGAGUACAUCCAUUGAGAAGAAUCCAGAAGCAGAUAUUUUUCAUAAUAAAACGACUAUGACUUUACACAUACCAUACAGCAUGGACUUGUAAGACUUCAACAUUUAAACAGAUAUAGAGUGACUAAAAUAAAAUACUGGACAAGACAAGGUAACUGGAGUACAUCCAUUGAGAAGAAUCCAGAAGCAGAUAUUUUUCAUAAUAAAACGACUAUGACUUUACACAUACCAUACAGCAUGACUUUAAAUAUACAAAAGAUAAAGAAGAUAUGUGACACAGACUGUAUACUAGUUAUUCAAAGCACGCUUUUAAAAAUCAAAAAGCAAGAGCAAAAGAAAGAAAAACCUAAUUAACAAAGACCAAAUAUUUAGCAAGCAAGGUCAACAUUUACAAGAAGAGAAGCAACUAUGAAGUUCUCAAGAAACAAAGCAGUUAUGGUUUUACCCAUGACAUAAGAAAAGCAGCCAGGGGCCUGUCACUGGUUAUCACGAGGACAUGCAGUUUAUGGAAAUGCUUUGGUUAUGUUCUAUCAUAUGAAGAGGAACUGUAAUGCUAGUAAAUAAUGUAAUUAUACAGCAAGGGGGAGAAAAGCUUGAAAAAGAACCUGACAUCAUACAAUACCACAUAGUGCUGCAGAGACAACCGUGGCAUCCUCACCCUCAGAGAACCCUUCCUGUCUUUUUGUUUGCUUCUGUUUUUCCAAAUCCUGGGUCAAAUAAAGGCUAAAGCAUUAAA